CACGCGAUUUCCGGGAGCCCGUCAGGAAGGGACAUAAACAAAACAAACCCGAACAGCAUGGAGGGGCCGGGCCGGGGCCGGAGGCAGCGCCGGGGCCGAGCGGGCGGCGCCCGGUGCUGAGGCGCCCCCUCCCCCGCGGGCCCGGGGAGGUGCCAGAAAUUUACAAAGAGAAGAGCUCCAUGUGGGUGAACUGAAGAUAUACUAGGUUUAAACUUGAGUCCCUUUCAUUACAUGAGUUGCAUGUUACCCACUGACACUGAAGUGAAGCUGGAAAAAAACCUACAAGUUAAGAAAACAAGAAGUUUGGAAUUGGAUUUGGGGGAUCUGGGCUUGGAAAUGCCUCAGCCCAGUGUGAGUGGAAUGGACCCUCCUUUUGGGGAUGCCUUUCGGAGCCACACGUUUUCAGAACAGACGCUGAUGAGCACAGAUCUUUUGGCAAACAGUUCAGAUCCUGAUUUCAUGUAUGAACUAGACAGAGAAAUGGACUGUCAGCAGAGCUCCAGAGACAACUUCCUUUCUAUGGAGGACUGCAAAGACAUUGAAAACCUGGAGUCUUUUACAGACAUUCUGGGUAAUGAAGCAUUUGCCUCAAACUGGGAGCAGUGGGACACAUACUGUGAAGAUCUAACCAAGUAUACCAAACUAACCAGCUGUGACAUUUGGGGAACAAAAGAAGUGGAUUAUCUUGGCCUUGAUGAUUUUUCAAGCCCAUACCAAGAUGAAGAGGUGAUAAGUAAAACUCCAACUCUGGCCCAGCUUAACAGCGAGGACUCUCAACCUGUCUCAGAUUCACUUUAUUACUCAGAUUCACUUUUUAGUGUAAAACAGAACACUCUAACUUCUCUGCUACCUGGCAAAAAGAUCACAAGCAGAGCAGCAGCCCCAGUUUGUUCCUCCAAAAAUGUUCAGGCUGAGGCGCCUUUGUCAGACUGUGUUCAAAAAGCGAGCAAGCCCACAUCAAGCACACAAAUCAUGGUGAAGACCAACACAUACACUAAUGAGAAAGUGAACAUUCAUGUUGAAUGUAAAGACUAUGUUAAAAAAGCAAAAGUAAAGAUCAAUCCAUUGCCACAGAGCAGACCGGUGUUGAGCCAGGCCCAUGCAGAUGCAGCAAAAGAAAACACCUGCUACUGUGGAGCUGUGGCAAAGAGACAAGAAAGGAAAGUGGUAGACUCCCUUCAGACUCCUAGUACUCCUCCUGUUCUGCCUUUUAAAGAGACUCAGGAGCUGCUCCUCAACCCACCCCAGGAAACUCCCGGGCUAAUUGUGGGGGAGAGCAGCCUUGCUGCCAGUACGUGUGCGCCAGAUUCUUCACAGAAGAAAGAAGAGCACAAUUAUUCUCUUUUUGUCACAGAUAGCUUGGGUAAUCAGUCAAUCAAAAGAGACCCUGAAGAGGAGGAGGAUGAGGAGGAGGAUGUUGAAGAUGAAGACCAUGAUGAAGGAUUUGGCAGUGAGCACGAGUUGUCUGAAAAUGAGGAGGAGGAGGAGGAAGAUUAUGAAGAUGACAAAGAUGAUGACAUCAGUGAUACUUUCUCUGAACCAGGAUAUGAAAAUGAUUCUGUGGAAGAUUUAAAAGAAAUGACUGCAGUAUCUUGCCGGAAAAGAGGCAAAAGAAGAUAUUUUUGGGAAUAUAGUGAACAACUGACUACAUCUCAACAAGAAAGAAUGCUGAGGCCAUCUGAGUGGAAUCGAGAUACAUUACCAAGUAAUAUGUAUCAGAAAAAUGGACUCCAUCAUGGAAAAUAUGCAGUGAAGAAGUCACGGAGGACUGAUGUGGAAGACUUAACUCCCAACCCUAAAAAGCUUCUCCAGAUCGGCAAUGAGUUAAGGAAACUGAAUAAGGUGAUCAGUGACCUGACGCCAGUCAGCGAACUACCCUUAACUGCUAGACCAAGAUCAAGAAAAGAAAAGAACAAACUAGCUUCCAGGGCUUGCAGACUAAAGAAGAAAGCCCAAUAUGAAGCCAACAAAGUCAAAUUGUGGGGUCUCAACACAGAAUAUGAUAAUUUGUUGUUUGUGAUCAAUUCUAUAAAGCAAGAAAUUGUUAAUCGAGUGCAGAUCCCUAAAGAUGACAGAGGAACCAACAUGGAACAGAAGCUUGAUGUACUCGUUAAAGAUACUCUUGGACUACCUGUAGCGGGACAAACAUCAGAGUUUGUGAACCAAGUUCUAGAGAAAACUGCAGAAGGAGACCCCACUGGUGGCCUUGUAGGGCUGCGAAUACCAACGUCAAAAGUGUAACAGACAUCACUUCACCUGUUCUCAUUGGUCAGAGCUCUACCUGUGUUGUCAAGUACUCCAUUGUAAAUUGCAUUCUGGUCUGCAUGUCCGUUUUUAGCAUUAUGUAAACACUUACAAUUAGGUUCCAUUGUUUUUUAACAACAAUGUAGUAAGAUAAGUGAAUGCAUGGUAUAAAAUGCUUAAUAGCAUUUUUGGAGCAUAAACCAUAUAGUUUUAAAGCUGCUUCCCACACAAAUGCAGAGAUUAGGAGUCUUUAAAAUUUAAGUAAUCUAGGACCAGGUUAUAUAAAUUUGGUUUUAGAAGCAAAAAUAUAUUUUUGGUAGUGAAAAAUCUUAGCAAAUACCAAACAUUGUGGCAGGUUUAUGCUCCAAGUAAAAUUAAAGAAGAAGCAUUUUUUUGCAAAUUGUCAGAGUUUGGUAUUUUUUCUAGAAUUAUUGCUUUUUUGGUUCUAAAAAGAAUAAAACCAGUAAGCUUUCUUUGCAACCAUUAACUUGUACAUAGCACACCUGGCAUUAGAGCUAGUGUGCCAUAUAAGACUUUAAUUUUAUGAGCUUAAUAUGGUAUUUAAAUGUCUGUGCAAGUAAGAGAAAAAAGUAUAUUCUUUGUGCCUUGUAUUUUUGGGGGAGAGCUAUAAGUAUAAGCUGGUUUAAAAAAAAAAAAAUUUUUUUUUGUUUUGUACAAUGAAAACCCUGAGGGGGGGAAACGAGAUGUAUAGAGAUGGUAAGAUUAUGGAUUUUAAUGUAUUUGUUCCAGCUCUUACAAAUUUUUGAAUGUAUAUAGGAAUAUGUUGAAAAUGUAGAUAUAUGCCACAGAGUCUAUGUAUUGUAUAAAAGAUGGCUCUAGAAAACUCAAUUUCGGUACUUGGCCGGAAGAAAACAAAUACUUGCACAUUUAAUGCGAUUGUUUAUUUUUGUACCAAAGACAAAUGCAACUGAUAUGGCAAACUGCCAGUCUAAGUAAAGUUUUGCACAGCUUACAUGAUACUGUACUGAAUGUAAAAAAGAAAAAAAGAAAAAAAAACAAGAAAAAAGAAAAAAAAAACAAACCUAAAGGUCAGGGUUAGGGAUCUUACUGAACUGUGAAUUUUUUUUGUUUGGGUCCAAUUAUCUACAGAAGGAGCAUUCAUACAUAAUAUUAUUUUGCUGUUCCUGUAGUUUGCUAGUAGAUAAGUUGGUGGCCAUCUUGGAGUCUUUAAAUCUUUGUUUUCUCUGCACUUACUGUAGGAAAUUUUAAUAUAUUUGGAUUUUAGUAAGCUAUUAGUAAAAUAGUUUUCAAUUUUGAGAAUUAAAAAAAUAUAUUUAGCUUGUUGUAGUAUACUUCCACCAAACAACCAAAAUAAAAUUAUUUUUAUUGUAAUGUGUAUAUAUGUAAAGAAGAAAAAAGAGCUACAAAUAUCUAAUUCCUUAGUUGCCACUUUUCCAGUUGAUGUAUUAUUAUGCAUGUGGUGUUUCCAAGGAUCAACACAGGCUUAGAAAGAAAAACAAAAAAAAUUUAUAGACUUUUAUAUUUUUGUACAGGUAUUUCAAAACUAGCUUCUUUAAACUUAUGUGACCUUAUUCUUGUUAAUUCAGUAGUUUCUAUGAUUGGAGAAUAUUAACUCACAGUUCUUAUUUGCUCUUCUGAUCAUAAGUCGGCUUUGUUAGUCAGUGUUAAAGUACAAAUUUAAAAGCUUUAUCCCUUGACGAGGAAGUCAUUUAUGUCAAGGCAAGAUCAUUCUCUGGUUUCAAGGACCCCUUUCCUCCCCUCUUCUUUCUUUUUAUUUAAAGAUGACAAAACACUGUUUACUGAAAAUAGAAAUACCAAAUAUUUUAAAAUGAUAUAUGUAGCUGCUGGGGGAAAAUGCAAAAGUCCAUGAAGGUUUUCUGCCCACUCCCUUUGGGGGCUUGCUCCACUUCAUUUACAAUUUGUCUAAGUUUCUUUGUACUGUGAUUCAUUUAUGUUAUAUGUAGGGUUGGGGUUUUUUGGGGGUUUUUUUUGGGGGGGGUUGGGUUUUUUUAGAUCUAAGCUCUUUAUUGCAUGAAGUCAUAAAUCUCAAAUAGUAGAAGGUAGGAGUGGGAGAUGAAGAUGGCAAUCCUGCCACAUGGGUGUAGUGUGUACACGACACACUGUAUCCUGAUACUCUGGAAGACUCAAAAGGGGGAAAAAGCCAAAAUACCACUACUGGGCUGUACCAUAAAGUUUUUUUCAUUCAUGAUUGAAAAAGGCCCCACAGCUAGUUAAUCAAAGCUUUGAAAAUCCUCUUAAAGGAUUUGCAAGAUUUGAGUGAGGUCUGUUUGUUUUUUGUUAGCCUUGGGAAGAAGUGCAGGUCUCUGCUUCAGAGCAGAGCCUGGUGGCUCAUAUGCAUCCAUCCUGGUAUUCCAGUUAUACCAGAGAUGCAUGUGGCCAACAAAAACUCGACUAAGAAUGUUUUGUUCUUUGGAAUUUCUGAGGCCAUGUCUCUAGUAAUGCUGAUAGUCCUUUCUGGAGAAUAGCCUUUAAAACAUUGUUGAGACCAGGAAGGUGCUAAUGCUCUAUGAGAACUGUGUGGGCAUGGUAAUAUUUGAUUAUGAUGACACCAGUGUUUGCAGUUAGGUAAGAUUGUAUGUGACAGAUUUUAAACUGACAAGGUAUAAAAUAUAUGCCCCUUUCCACUGCUCAGGUAGACUGAGCAACCAUUGCUUUAUAACGUUUUUUUGUUUGUUUGUUUUUGUCUGAAAACCAGAAUAUGAUUUUGGUCUAGCAUUUCAAAAAAGACUUUGAAUCUCUUUAGUGGAUUCCAUACCUUUUGCAUUUCAGUGUUUUCUAUGUAUUAUUUUAAGUUAAAGCUUUUAAAUAGUUGAGCUUUUUAAUGUUGACACUUUAUUUUGUACCUAUUUAUAUAUGUAUCUCUUAGAAAAGCACUUUGUUUAAAAAGAUUUUUAAAAAAAAAGAAACUGCAUUUUAUAUGAUUCCUGCCACUUGCUGCUAACUCUGGGCUGGUCAGAAUGCUGCAGCGAUACUUGAUCUAAAUAAAACCUGGCAGUAAAAUGUAGAGUAAAGUUAAGACCUGUGUUGGUUUAACUUUUAUUAUAAAGAUGACAUAGGCAAGCUGUGCAGCUUUACAUUUUAACCAGGGGACUCUGUGGCAUUUAAACAGUCUAGAAAUGGUUGUACUUUAAUGCCAGUAACAAUCUGCUUCCUCUAGUGUCAUUAAAAUAUAUUCAUUUAGUGUAUACUUAUCACAAACAAAUCUUAUAAGGGUAAAGAAAAUGUACAUGUUCUGUUUGGGUUCUUUUUUCCUUGUUUGAAAUUGUGGCAUGCAUUUCUGGAUGAUCUUUAGAGGAGAACUCGCUAAAGGUUUUCAGUGUUCAUACAUGGUAUGUGGAUCUUAAUGAAGUCCUGGAUUUUUUUUUUUUAUUUUAAUUUUGAGUGUAGGCAUUGUGAAUAUUCACUUUAAUCCUGUAUCCAAAAACAAUUAUACAGUUUUUGAUUUAAUAAAUACAACAGCUCUUCCUUUUUCUGAUUACACUGGAUUCUCUAGACCUUAUUUCCAUAUUAAAGCAUGCUGUCAUGUUGCUCUUGUUAAGAUCUUGUCAGUCUGGACUUAGGUGCCACACUUUUUUGUUUUUUUUAAUCUAUAUGGACUGCUUCUUCUACUGUACCAUGUAUGAUUCUUGUCCUUUCUUAUUCCUUCAUGACAGAUUAUGAUGUGGCUUUAUAUUGUGCCUUACUUGUACAUCUAGAACUAAAUGUUUAUUUUUCAUUCCCUUGAACUGCUUAAGCCCUCUGACCCUUCUGAAAGCAAAUCAGAACUAUGAUAACAAGCAUGAUGAAGGGACUUCAAACGGAUCUGAUUUCAGCUCCGCUCAAUAAUCGCUUGGUGUAGAAUACCAGUUUUCAGUGGCCUUGGGAGAUUUGGGGAGGGGAGAGCACUAGGGCUAAAGAGUAGUAUUUUUUUACUAUGUCCCUUCCUAGCUAGAGACUUUUUUUUUCUCUCUCCCCUCCCCCUCCCAUAAGUUUAUGAAUCAGUUUUCUGAUUUUUUUUUAUUGGGGGGGGUCAGGGAUAAGAGCAAUUAUCAAGUCUCCAUAUAGCUAUGGAUGGGCUUAAUUCUCCUGUCAUAUCCAUGUAAAUAAAGAGUACCAACAUUGGCAUCGGUGAAGCUACAUUGUACUGAUGGGAGAAUUGGGCCCAGAUGUGCUCUGUUCAUCGACCUGAAUUUAGAAAACUUUCCACUACAAGAGCAAAAUUGUUUCUUGGUAAAACACAGGAAAGUCUUUUUAAGUAAUCUAAAAAGAUUCAGAUAUUUCUGAAAUAGUGCUGUCAUUUUGGGUUUCUUUUAAAAUUAUCUGAUGUUUGCCUUGUAUUAAUAAAAUGAUGAGUGUAUUCACAAAAAUGUCAAGAAUGGAUGUGCUUUUCUUAUCCAUAGGGUUUGUUUUUUGAAGCCAAUAAGAUCUUCACCUACCUACUUUCAAAGGGUUGUAUACAAGUUGCCUUCAGAAGAAAAGAUAGCAAAUAGUUUUGUUCCUCAAAUUUGCUUAAUAGUCUUCCUGAAAUUCUGUUGAGGCAUAGCCCAACUUGCGUAUCAUGAACUUAGGAUCUGUAUUUGGCCGUGACACCUGAAUUUCAAGAAAAUGCAUCUAAUCAUGAUUCUUUGUUUGAAAGUAAAAGGCUUCCCUUGGGUAGCAUCUCUUUGUCUGCUUACCAAAUGAAGCCUUGGCUUAUCCACAACAGCCUAGUAAAGAGCUAGUUUAUUUUGUUUACCCCAGGGAUCAUGUAAAGUACAUUUCAAACAGUUGCUGCUGCAGUGGCUGAUUUCUUCAUGUAACUGUGUUAAGGGCAUUAGCAUGUUGAAAAAACACCACUCUGAAAUCUCUCCGUGUGAAUUGGGGUGUUUAAAUGUUAACAUUGCAGAGAUGGCACUUUAGGCCAGGUACAGACAUUACACUUUUAUGCAUAUAAGUGAUCAGAAACUGGUCUGUACUCAGAACAGAAGUUCAGCGCAUGCAGAUUGGGUUUCACCAUUUUUAAAUCCAGUCUAUUUGUCCCUCUGCUCCCCACCAGAGGGCAAAUGUGUGUUCUGUUUGCUAUGGAUCUAAACUACGCUGUUUACAGAAAACGGCAUAACUUAUCAAUUCUGCUUAGGGUUUUUAAAAUGUCUGUACCUAGCCAUCGAGUAUAUAUAUAUAUAUAUUUUUUUUUUCCUCAUAGCAUCCAAAAAACCUUCUAUAUUCUUUUACUGACAUUUGAUAACAUUUUACAACAUCCCGUUAUUCUCUAAUGCUUCUCACAGGGUGAAAAAGUGUGCACACUGAAUUUAUACUCCUCAGCUGCUUAAACAUUUGUGAACUUCCACAAUAGCAAAUCCUGAUCAUGUAUUUAUUAUCUUUCUGUUGAGUAGUGGAUCUAAAAAUAAGGCCAGAGCUAUUUAAGCCAAAUCACAACUUUCUGUUGAUCUGGACAAAAAUCUUUAUCAUUCGAUUUAAAUAGGUUUUACACCACCAUAGCCAUAUUGUGGCUGCAAGGCAUGUUAGUGGAGUUAGGAACAUUAGGAGAGUCAAUAUCUAAAGCCAAGCCAGGAUGAUUAGAAGCUAGAAGUGUAGGAAUAACUCUUGGGUUGCAUUUUUUUUAACUGACAAAUGCAUUUCCUUCCUUUUUAUUAUGCCAUCUUUUUUUUUCCCCUCUCCUUAACUUUAAAAAAAACAAAAAAGCCUAAUGGCAUAUGUGUACCUGCUCCUUUUAUACUUUGUGUAUACUACUGUGUAUUCCACUAACUGCUUUCUUGUUUGAACCACUCUUUCCUCCCUUUCAGAAUGCUUCACCUAUGUGUAAGACAUCUUGUAUUUGUGGUUGAGUGAACUCUAAGGCUGAUAGCACAUGCGGACCUAGUGAACUGUUUAAAAGGCAACAUUAAAUCAUUUUAAUUAACAAAACAUGGCAACCUGCUCUGCCUAUGUUUGGGGUCAUGACUAUAAUGCUGUUCUUGAUAUUCUGUUGUCAGUUUCCGACUGGAGCUCAGAAAAACUUACUGAAAGUCUUGUCUCUGUUAGAAUCUGAUUUUUUUUUCUUUUUUACUUUGUUAAAAGCAUGAUCUGUUACAAAGAGUUACAAUGUUUAAUGUUGGUUAAUAGUUGUGCAGUUUUUCUUUUUUUUUUCCAAAAAGAGGCACAAUUAAAAUAUAUUGACUCUGUUUACUGUCACCCUUGAUCCCUAGCACUUUUAUUCAGAUACAGACUCAUCAAUGUAUGCAACAUUCUUUGUAAUUUAAAAUAAAAAAUUGUGGAGGAAAAUA
Molecule: messenger RNA, 8489 nt
Organism: Alligator mississippiensis (American alligator)
Lineage: Eukaryota; Metazoa; Chordata; Crocodylia; Alligatoridae
Gene: CREBRF
Product: CREB3 regulatory factor
Exons: 9
Coding region: 232-2241 (669 amino acids)
Biological process (GO): response to unfolded protein; regulation of transcription by RNA polymerase II
Cellular component (GO): nucleus
Molecular function (GO): RNA polymerase II transcription regulatory region sequence-specific DNA binding; DNA-binding transcription factor activity, RNA polymerase II-specific
Source: RefSeq, a predicted model, not a curated record